AUCUUUAAAAUGCUCCCUGGUGUGGUUAGGUCACGCAAAGGUUUGUGCAGUCAUUAUAAAUCAUGGGAAUAUGUGGGAAUAAUAGUGGAGCCGCCUCUGUAGGGAAUAUUAGACUUUGCCUUUAUCCGGGGAGCUCAGUGGACUGGGUUUAAACAUUAAUUUGGCUGCUGUCUCUGAGAUUUCUCUGUACGGCGCUGAUUCUGAACCAGAUCACAAUGACCGAUUUUGCAGAAAUCCUAAAAAAUGUGGGGGAAUUUGGAAGAUUCCAAAAAGUGUUGGUGGUUAUCCUUUCCUUCCUGAGCUUCCUCAAUGCCUUCCAUAUGUUCGGCCAGGUCUUUAUGGAGAUCUCUGUGCCCCACCACUGCAACACCGGCUGGAUCCUUCACAUAGACCCAAACCUGACCCAAGAAGCGCGGCUGAACUACACUCUCCCCAGGAACGGGCAAGGACACUAUGAGCAAUGCAGCAUGUACUCGCCAGUGGAGUGGGACAUAGAGUCCAUUGAAAAGUAUGGGCUGAACAGCACCGGGCCGUGCCAGGAUGGAUGGGAGUACGACAUGUCGGAGCAGAAAUCAACCCUGGUCACUGAGUUUGACCUGGUGUGUCACAGGAGAGAACAGACCGGCAUCUCCCAGUCCAUCUACAUGUCGGGACUUCUAAUAGGAGCUCUGGUUUUUGGGCCUUUAGGCGACAGGAUUGGACGGCGCCCGGUUAUACUGAUAUCGAUGUUCAUGCAGCUGAUCUUUGGGCUGGCGGCAGCGUUUUCACCCCAUUUCUACGUUUACACGGCCUUCCGAUGGGUCGUCGGAACUGCCAUGUCGGGACUCAUGAUAAACAACCUUGUUUUAGUUGCUGAAUGGGUGGGAUCUUCACGCCGGGCUUGUGCCACCAUUACGGGCCACGUCUGCUUUGCAGUAGGACUAAUGGCUUUGGCCGGGGUUUCUUAUGGGAUUCGGAACUGGAGGAUCCUGCAAAUAGUGAGCUCUGUUCCAACGGCUCUACUGUUUUUCUACAUCUGGGUUCUGCCUGAAUCUGCGCGGUGGCUUUUCAUAAAAGGAAAGAAUGAAAAAGCAGUAAAACUCCUCAAAAAAGCAGCGUCUAUGAAUAAAAAGAAGAUCCCAGAGGAUUUGCUGAUGCAGUUUCAUGAAGAGAAAAGCCCUCAAUCUGGAAACAUGAUAGACCUGUUCAGAAACAAGACCCUCAGAAAGCUGACACUGGUUAUGUGUUUGGUAUGGUUUGUGAACAGCCUUGUCUAUUACGGUUUGAGCCUGAACGUGGGCAGUUUUGGGCUGGAUAUAUACCUCACUCAGCUUGUAUUUGGAGCUGUAGAAAUCCCCGCCCGCAUUGGCGCCAUGUUUGCGGUGCAGCUGUUGGGUAGAAAGCCGAGUCAGAUGUUUUGUUUGUUCCUGGGAGGAAUAGUCUGUCUUAUCAUUACCGUUAUACCAAGGAACUUGCCCGUUGUCAUCACAGUAUUGGCAGUGAUUGGGAAAUUCUCCAUUGCUUCUUCCUUUUCCAUUUGUUACAUAUACGCGGCGGAAGUCUUCCCAACUGUCAUUCGGCAGAAUGGAGUGGGCCUGGCCUCCAUGGCGGCGCGGGUAGCUGGAAUCAUUGCACCUCUUAUCAGUCUUCUGGAUAAAUAUCACCCGGCCAUACCCAUGGCAAUCUAUGGGAGCGGGCCCAUCAUCGGGGGGAUCCUCUGCUUCCUUUUACCAGAAACACGCAACAAGGACCUUCAAGAUCACACGGAAUCGACUGAGCAAAAAAAGAGCUCUAACAGUGUGCCAGAAGAACGCCUUAUAAACGGAACGGAUCACAAGCUGGAAACGGACCCAGUUCCACCAAAGAGCACCCGUCUAUAGAAACCAUUGAAAGACACAAAGACACCAGCUGGAACCAGGCAGCUGUUUUAUGGGAAUAUCAAAUAUUUCAUCAGCUUCUCAGUGGUUUUCCUGUAUUUAUAAAAUAUCUUUUCUGGGCCCUCAAUCUCCUCUACAACAGCUACAUUUGGCUCAAACACGGAGACCAAAUUAUCUGCACUGUCUGUUCCCUGGCUGGAACAUGGAUUUUUUUGGAAAAUCUGGAAAAGACACAGGGUAUAUUGCGUGUUUACAAGCAGAAGCCUAUUCCUGCAACUUUCUGUAUGCAGCCACUCACCAUUAUCUCUUAUUCUGAUCGUCAUUAUGUCCGUAGAGAAAUUCUAGAACAUUUAUUUUAUAAAAGGACAUUUCUCUGGGUGAGAAUCAGUUUUUGAAAUAAAACUUUUCCAUGUCAAGAAAA
Molecule: messenger RNA, 2277 nt
Organism: Xenopus laevis (African clawed frog)
Lineage: Eukaryota; Metazoa; Chordata; Amphibia; Anura; Pipidae
Gene: slc22a13.L
Product: solute carrier family 22 member 13 L homeolog
Exons: 10
Coding region: 216-1859 (547 amino acids)
Source: RefSeq, a predicted model, not a curated record